This is a messenger RNA of Punica granatum (pomegranate), 1254 nucleotides long. The record is from RefSeq and is a predicted model, not a curated record. NCBI's taxonomy places the organism in Eukaryota, Viridiplantae, Streptophyta, Magnoliopsida, Myrtales, Lythraceae.
CUUCGUGGACCAAUUAAUGAAUCAAAUGAAUUAAUUCGUCGAACGAAAAAAUUAAUGUCGUCAUCAACAAGGCCCACUAAACCCCAACAAAUCCUUCAAAACCCAGUGUCACCUCCUUCCUCGGCCUCCUCUUCCUCACGGUCGGCGCUCUCUCCUCCCCAAACCACUUCCACCACUUCCUCCGCCACCAUCCCCGCCAGCCCCACGUCCACCAUGGAGGAGCUCUGGAAGGACAUCAACCCCUCCCCCCUCCAACAUCCCCACACCCACCACCCCGGCCAACACAACCACCCCUCCGCCGCCGGUCGAGAGGGCAUGAUAUUCCAGGACUUCCUCGGUCCCCCUCCCCCCACCGCCAUGCUCGGCCACCCUGCCAGCCAUUACGGCCUGGGGUCCUCCCUCUCAUCCUCUCCUGGAGUGAAUCCUGCGCCGGUCACCGUUCUGAGGCUGAACUCUGGCCCGGAGUUCCACUUCCUCGACAGCUCCAGCCCUCUCCGGUCGUCCAGCGGCUCCUCCCACUUUCAGAACGGCCUAGCCAACGUCUCCUCCGGCUCCUUCAACUGCUGCCCCUUCGACGGCCUGGCGAACUCCCCCCCGGUCUUACCCUGCUUCGGGUCGAAGAAGCGGGGCACGGAUUCCGACUCGGGGUCGGGCGAUCGGUUGCACAAGAGGAUGAUCAAGAACCGGGAGUCCGCCGCCCGUUCCCGAGCCCGAAAGCAGGCAUACACGAAUGAGUUGGAGCUGGAAGUGGCACACUUGAUGGAAGAGAACGCUAAGCUCAAGAAGCAGCAGGAACAGUUAUGUAUGGCAGCAGCUUCUCAACUUCCCAAGAAGCACACACUCCAUAGGUCGUCAACCGCACCAUUUUGAGGAAACUUUGGGCCUAUGUGGUCUGGCUGAUGGCGAUGGUGAUCAAAAUGUUCUAUGUUUUUAAGGGGAAAUGGCACGAGUGUGUAUGGAAAAAGGUUUCUUGUGUUUUUGGCAAAUUCCUUAGAGACAGGAGAUGCAAUAUUCCCAGCCCCCGAGAGAGGAAAUUGAAGGAAGAGAGAGAUGAAAGUGGAGGGUGCUCUUAGUUGGUUGGUGGGUUUCUCUUCUUCUGUUCUCUUGUUGCUUUGUGUUGUAUUUCUCAGAAUUUCUCAGCACUUCUCUCUCUCUCUCUCUCUCUCUCUCUCUUAGCUAUACUAUUUUUGUUCUUUUCCCCAUUGUCGUUCCUUUUGUUUCUGGUUACGAAACUUAGUAGGGGCUGUUCAAGGA